CUGACGAUCCUGUGGCCAGCCAAUCAGCGAGGUCUCCCAGCACGUUAUCCACAUCUAGGCUGCUGCGAGGAAUGAGCGGUCGGCCGGAGCGGGGGAGUCUGCUUCUGUCUGUCUCCACUCUACCCGGGGCAGCGGCCGUAGCUCCAGCAGGUUGUGGACUUCAAAAUGAAGAUCUUGAAAAUGUGUGUUCAGUCAGUAAGAAAAGUCAGUGUGUGGGCAGUCCAUGUCUUUGCCAUCACUUACCUACUGCCUGUAAAUGCUGACAUCAUAGCGCACUCAGCUGACAAUGUGUCGAAGUCUUUUGAUGACCUUCCUGCACGUUUUGGCUACAGACUUCCAAGUGAUGGCUUAAAGGGGCUUUUGGUGACAUCCAAGCCAGAAAAUGCUUGUGAACCCAUCUCUCCCCCACCUAUGCAGAAGGACAACACUUCCAGCGUUUAUAUAGUACUCAUCCGCAGGCUGGACUGCAACUUUGAUGUUAAGGUGCUGAAUGCACAGAAAGCAGGAUACAAAGCUGCCGUUGUUUACAACGUGGACUCUGAUGAUCUUAUCAGCAUGGGAUCCAAUGAUGUUGACAUUCUCAAGAAAAUUGACAUUCCAUCAGUCUUUAUUGGAGAGGAGACUGCAAAGAUUAUGCGAGAACAAUUUACUUGGGACAAAGGUGCAUACAUUGAGCUAAAGCCUGAUGGAAACCUGCCUUUGGAAUACUAUUUAAUACCUUUUCUAAUCAUUGUUGGGAUUUGUCUGGUGCUAAUAGUAAUUUUUAUGAUCACCAAAUUUGUGCAAGAUCGACACCGAGCGAGAAGGAACAGACUGCGCAAAGACCAGCUGAAAAAAUUGCCCAUUCAUAAAUUCAAGAAAGGUGAUGAAUAUGACGUGUGUGCAGUUUGCCUGGAUGAGUAUGAGGAAGGCGAUAAGCUGCGCGUUUUGCCUUGUUCACAUGCCUAUCACUGCAAAUGUGUCGACCCAUGGUUAACAAAAAACAAGAAAACCUGUCCUGUCUGCAAGCAGAAGGUCGUUCCAUCCCAAGGAGAUUCCGAGUCUGAUUCGGACAGCAGCCAAGAAGAUAAUGAGGUUUCCGAAAACACUCCACUACUGCGACCUGUGCCGUCUGCCAGCACCCAGUCAUUUGGGGCGAUAUCUGAAUCGCGCUCCCAGCAGAGCAUAGUAGAGUCAUCUGAUGAAGAUGAUGACGACGAUGACGCUGAUGAUAGUGACAGCAGUGAUGAGGAGCACAACACUGGGACUGUGGUGGUGCAGCUGCAGCACAACCUGGAGCGAGAGUCCCGAGAGAGGAACACUGUGUGAUUAGCAUUUGACAUCACUUGGGAAAAGUGCACGGCACCUCUGAUGCUAUGUCAAAUUCUUAUUUUCUCCAAACAAAAAAUGGUCUUUAGCAAUGAACUAUUUGGUGCCUAUUGUUAGAUCCGGAGGCUGCAGGUAAAUUUAAAGAGUAAUGUACAGAAUAUCUGAAUGAGAAAAGCUGCUAGGUAAUCAAUGCUUUAGUACUAGUACUGGGCACUAGUAACAAGACAUGAACACGACCAAACCGUAUCUGCAUGUGUUUUCCUUCUCUGCACUGGAACAGCUCCUGGGCUCCUAAGCACAGAUUAGAGAUGCGGCUUUUCAAUGUAUACGCUUUGCUAUGCACAAUGGACAUACGUUUAAAGACUGCUGCCUGCUAGGUAUGCAGGGGGCGCUAUGGAUAAUGUCCUAUCAAGGAAGGGACAAGUGUGGCUCUGUGAGGCAUGAUGCACAAAGCCAAGACACCAAUUUCUAGGCUAAUUGCGGGUUUACAAUGUAGAUUGUUACCAAUACAAUAAAUAGGUCAGACUUGCUAUUUUUAAUUAUUUAUUACUCAGCCUUGUUAUUUGCUGCUACGGCAAAACAUAUAAGUUAGUGCUUAUAAAAACAAUAAGUAUUUUGUUCAAUCUGUUAAAUAAAAAUAAAUAAAUAAAUCUCUCUCCAGAAGAGUAUAUUUUAUGUUUUUCAACUUUGUAUCGUUUCUCUGGAUUUAUGCACUUUGAGCAGAAGCUUCUAUUCAUGUACUAGAAGGAUUGUAUCAAUGUAGAAAGUCAAUACACUUGUGUAAAGUUAAACGUUUUUAUAUCACAUGAGGUUAAGUCUCAAAAUAAAAGCUUGAUUUCCCACCUGA
Molecule: messenger RNA, 2155 nt
Organism: Hyla sarda
Lineage: Eukaryota; Metazoa; Chordata; Amphibia; Anura; Hylidae
Gene: RNF13
Product: ring finger protein 13
Exons: 10
Coding region: 166-1308 (380 amino acids)
Biological process (GO): positive regulation of DNA-templated transcription; ubiquitin-dependent protein catabolic process; protein ubiquitination
Cellular component (GO): nucleoplasm; cytoplasm
Molecular function (GO): ubiquitin protein ligase activity
Source: RefSeq, a predicted model, not a curated record